This is a messenger RNA of Penicillium malachiteum, 510 nucleotides long. Its product is annotated as class I SAM-dependent methyltransferase. Bases 1 to 510 code for a protein of 169 amino acids. NCBI's taxonomy places the organism in Eukaryota, Fungi, Ascomycota, Eurotiomycetes, Eurotiales, Aspergillaceae. The record is from RefSeq and is a predicted model, not a curated record. Gene Ontology annotation, molecular function: S-adenosylmethionine-dependent methyltransferase activity. The transcript has a single exon.
AUGGAUAAACAAACUGAGACCACGAUUCGCCUGGACCUUGACACGCAACAGCUAGCUUCUCACUAUGAUAUAAUGAGUGACUACCAAUUUGGAGUUGGCGUGAUUCUUGCAAAUAUGUUAAAUAUUUCACCCUCAGAACGAGUUCUCGAUAUUGGAGCGGGAACUGGUCGUCUCACCUGUUACAUUGCAAAUAUCGUCGGUCAUGAAGGGCGCGUUAUUGGCAUUGACCCGCUCAAGGAUCGUAUCGACGUUGCUUGCAAAAGAGCUCAGCCAAACUUAUCUUUUUAUGUGGGCGACGCCUACGACCUCUCCAGUUUUGAUUCCGGCGCCUUCGAUGUUGUCUUUUUCAACUGCGUUUUUCACUGGUUACAUGAUCAGGACCGGGCUCUCCGUGAAUGUGUCCGCGUGUUAAAGCCAGGAGGUCGCAUCGGAAUAUCAACCCCAUCCAGAGACCACCCUUUCUAUCCUUUUGAGGUCAAGAAAUCUGUACUAUCCACAGAACGCUAUUGA